CCUCAACGUACCUACAUGGCUUCCCUUCGUUUCAACUCUCUGAAGGCUGCCCUCAACGACAAGGUCAGUCCAUUACACUACACGAAUUCAAGUGUUGGCAACUGGCAUGUCUCUCGAGAGAUUGUCAGGAAAUGCAGAGUUUUGCAGCAUCAGAAGAGGCGUUGGAGUGAGGUGCACUUCUGAGAGGGACUUGGGAAUGUCAGCUUUGAUUGGUGAUGUAUCCGAAUGCGUGGAUGAAUCUUCCCAUAAGCUCAAUUUGAGUACAAAAAUGCCGAGUGUUUCGACAAUUCUGACAAAUUUUGGCAAUUCCUUCGACCCAUAUGAUGCUCUCAGUACACCUUUGUAUCAGACAGCUACUUUUAAUCAGCCUUCCGCUGUGGAGAAUGGCCCAUAUGACUAUACCAGAAGUGGGAAUCCUACAAGGGACACACUAGAGAGGCUCAUAGCCAAGUUGGAGAAGGCAGAUCGUGCUUUUUGCUUCACUAGUGGAAUGGCUGCUUUGGCUACUGUCACUCAUCUUGUUGAAUCUGGUCAAGAAAUCGUUGCAGGCGAUGAUAUGUAUGGAGGUUCUGAUCGGUUACUCUCAAAAGUUGUUCCUAAAAGCGGAAUCACAGUGAAGCGAGUAGAUAUGACUGACUUGAGUGUGGUUGCUUCUGCAAUUGGCCGAUCAACAAAACUUGUGUGGUUGGAAACUCCAACGAAUCCUCUUCAAAGAAUUUGUGAUAUGAGAAACAUAGCAGAAAUUGCCCACACACAUGGUGCUCUUGUUCUUGUGGAUAACAGCAUCAUGUCUCCUGUACUUUCUCGACCUUUAGAUCUGGGAGCAGAUAUCGUGAUGCAUUCAGCUACUAAAUUCAUAUCUGGGCAUAGUGAUCUCAUGGCAGGCAUUCUUGCUGUAAAAGGGGAAAGUUUGGCAAAAGAUAUAUAUUUUCUACAAAACGCAGAAGGUUCAGGAUUAGCUCCAUUUGACUGCUGGCUUUGCUUGCGGGGUAUCAAGACUAUGGCUUUACGCAUAGAAAAACAACAGGAGAAUGCGCAAAAGGUUGCAGAAUUUCUUUCAUCUCAUCCUCGUGUAAAGAAAGUCUUCUAUGCCGGUCUUCCUGAUCAUCCUGGCCAUUCUUUACACUACUCUCAGGCCAAUGGGGCUGGUUCAGUGCUCAGCUUUGUGACAGGGUCAUUGGCACUCUCAAAGCACAUUGUUGAAGCCACACAGUAUUUCAGCAUCACUGUUAGUUUUGGCAGUGUGAAGUCACUCAUCAGCUUGCCGUGCUUUAUGUCACAUUCAAGCAUACCUGCUGAGAUGCGGAAUUCGCGUGGUUUGAUUGAAGAUUUGGUUCGAAUAUCUGUUGGCAUUGAAGAUGUUAACGACCUGAUUGCAGACUUGGACAAUGCCAUUAAAACUGGGCCUCCAUAAUUUAUUCAAAAUGCUAUGCUGCAAAAACUGGGAAAAUGGUUUUGUUUUACUUCCGAUGGUAUGUUAGCAUGGUGUAUUUUUUUUUUUUUUUUUUCCUGUUAGUGAAAAAUGAUACCUUCACCUAGUUUGUUUUAGGUUUUUUUUUUUCUGGUAGCAAAAAAUGAUGCCUUUACCUAGUUUGUUUUAGGGCAAAUUUCAAGGGUAGAAUUCUUGUUCCUCACUCGUGCAAAACUGGGUGCCUUAUCACUAAAUCAUAUAGUCCAUGGGCGUGUUAAUGUUAUGUUGUUGCAUUAAUUUGGAAGCUGUAUUAUUCAUCGGUGCA
Molecule: messenger RNA, 1736 nt
Organism: Amborella trichopoda
Lineage: Eukaryota; Viridiplantae; Streptophyta; Magnoliopsida; Amborellales; Amborellaceae
Gene: CBL
Product: cystathionine beta-lyase
Biological process (GO): transsulfuration; 'de novo' L-methionine biosynthetic process
Cellular component (GO): cytoplasm
Molecular function (GO): pyridoxal phosphate binding; cysteine-S-conjugate beta-lyase activity
Source: RefSeq, a predicted model, not a curated record